Messenger RNA from Panicum virgatum (switchgrass), 1441 nucleotides. RefSeq names its product protein MAIN-LIKE 2-like. The record is from RefSeq and is a predicted model, not a curated record. Lineage: Eukaryota; Viridiplantae; Streptophyta; Magnoliopsida; Poales; Poaceae. Gene Ontology annotation, biological process: meristem development; meristem maintenance. The transcript has 6 exons. The coding region runs from base 65 to 1441 and encodes 458 amino acids.
UUAUUAUGCUUAAUAUUGUUAUUUAUGUUCUGAAAUUAUUUGUAAUAAAUCUCAUUAUACAGGUAUGGCGCACGAGGAAGGAGCUACCCCUGAGUUGCUAGAUGCUCUCGUCGACAAGCGCCACCGGUCGUACAUGUCUGCGGUCCGUGGCAUCAGCUUAGGGACGUUUCGGGCUCGUGUGCCCAUGUCGACGAUGCCGAUACACCGUCGCUGGGUUCCUAGGUUACGCGCUUCAGGUCUUCUCCCGAUUGCGCGACUUGUGGAGGGAGAUAUGGCCGACCCUGCACGUCGACCUAGGGACAGGGCUCCACGGUUCCAGUUCGACAUGUCCCUCCUCGCGGCACUUCUCGACCGUUGGCGUCCGGAGACGCACACGUUUCACCUCUCGGUUGGUGAGAUGACCCCUACUCUUCAGGACGUGGCGAUGCUUCUAGGCUUGCCGUGUGCUGGACGAGCUGUGGGUGCAGAGGACGUGGGACUCUCGUGGCGCGACGACCUUUUGGCUCGGUUCGCCGGGGUUCAGCGCAACGAGCUAGCGUUGCCGUACCGGCCCUUGCCUGCGAACCAGGCACACGGACCGACAAAGAGGUGGCUUCUACAGUUCAGUGUGGACUACAUGAGGGCAGACGCAGACGACUUUACGGUUGCCAGGCACUUCGAGGCCUACUUACUGUGGCUGUUUGGCUGGGUCAUGUUCUGCAGCUCGCAGGGUGACUCGUGCCCCAAACAGCUCAUUCCUUUGGCGAGGUCGAUAGCUGACGCUCCACUUCACGAGAUGCCACAGUUCAGCUGGGGUUCUGCUGUUUUGGCUGCGAGUUACAGGGGUCUUUGCACAGGCGUGACGAAGGUCUCAGCAGAGGAGCCCAUUUUUGUUGGGUGUCCUCUACUGUUACAGCUCUGGUCUUACGAGCGCUUUCCCGUCGGUAGGCCAGAGAUGGACUUCGAGCCGUACGUCCAGCUGUCCCCAGACCACGACGACGUCGACAGACCUACGAUGGGUUCGUUGUGGUGCCUGAGGAGGCCUUCUUGGGUCGGCGUGCAGACGAGGAAGUCGUACCACGACUUCGUUGGUCAGUUUGACGCUCUUGUGGACACGGACGUGAGGUGGACACAGCAGGGUCAGCCACCAGGCUCGCGGUGGGCCGACAAGGUCCGUCCUUACGUCGACUCUUGGGCUGCGGCCCUCGACGACGUCGUUUUCGAGGAUCGGCUGCACAGCGACGAGGCGUUCGCGGACUACCUACGGUGGUACCUGCCGAGGACGCGCACACGUGUCGUGCACGUUCCACCAGAGGCUCCGAUCGAGGCCGCAAGGGUGUCGGAGACGUACCCCGUAGUUCGAGAUCAGAACUUCGCCAUAGCGGUAGAACCAGAGGAAGACAUGGUGGCCGUGCGUGGAUGGCUAAAGACUCCGUAUGAGAUGGCUACUGACUUCAUAUGA